GAUCACACAGAUCUUUACAUGACAUGACAGUCACAGUCUUCAGACUUCAAUCAGGAGUUUGGGACAAACACAACAUCAAGAGGAACUCGUGAAGACAUAUUAACCAGCUUCUAAUCAACUAAAACCCCUCAGAAACAUCAUGGCAACAUAUGAGACGAGCAACAGCGUUGUGCAUCGCACAAGUGCACGAACACCUGGUGAAAAUCAGCUUCCAUCAGAGAACGGCUCCAUCAGACGCAAUGAGAAUUUGAAUGAUGUGAGGGACAUGACACAGCGAAAGGAAGACAUGGAGAGAAUCAAAGCCGAGGUGAUCAGACAUGUUAAAGACCAUCUGAAUGAGGUGCUGGAUCGAGCGCUCACAGAUUCAGUACAGUCUCUCUCCCAAAACACACAAACACACACUGAUGAGAAAAGAAACUGCAGCAACAGGCACAAACUGGAGCAGGGGAAGGUGUUUGUGGCCAGAUGGUCCCUGCUUGAUGAGCUGUUUGAGAUCAGUCACAUCAGGACGAUCUAUCACAUGUUCAUCGCGGCUCUGUUCCUGUUCAUCAUGAGCACUUUAGCAGUGGACUACGUCGACCAGGGCAGGCUGGUUCUGGACUUUGACUUGUUUGUUUACGCGUUCGGUCAGUUGAGUACUGUCAUAUGGGCAUGGCUCCUGAUGUUCAGUUAUACUCUGCUCGGGCCAUACCAUGUUGUGAGUGUUUGGUGUGGACUGUACCACAACGGCCGCUGGAGGGCAUCUGUAUCAGUGGCAUCUGCACUAAUGCUGUGUGCCUCCCAGCUGAGCAUGCUGGGAAUAUUUCCGGUGUAUGUAGUUCUGCACUAUCAGCUCCCCCCAGCAUCACGAUUCAUCAUCAUAUUAGAACAGAUCAGAUUUGUGAUGAAGAGCUACUCGUUUAUCCGUGAAACUAUUCCCACCAUUCUCAAAAACACACUGCAGAACGGUGAACCGCUGCGUUAUCCGUCGCUCUCCAGUUAUCUGUACUUCCUGUUUUGCCCAACACUGAUCUAUCGUGAGGUGUAUCCACGAAACACGUACAUCAGAUGGAACUACGUUGGCAUGAACUUUCUAAAGAUCUUGGGCAGUUUGUUCUAUCUGUACUUCAUCCUGGUGCGAUUGUGCAUCCCUGUGUUUAUGAACAAGAGCAACCAGCCGUUCAGCACACGCACACUCAUACUGGCGCUCUUCCAUGCUGUUUUUCCAGGUAUGCUGAUGUUUAUGUUGGGCUUUUACGCUUUUCUUCACUGUUGGCUCAACGCUUUCGCUGAGAUGCUGCGGUUUGCUGAUCGGAUGUUUUAUAAAGAUUGGUGGAACUCGACCUCUUUCGCUAAUUACUACCGCACGUGGAACAUCGUUGUGCACGACUGGCUUUAUUACUACGGAUACCGAGACUUCCUCAGGCUGUCGGGUCAGAAGCUUCGUUCGGUGGCCACACUGUCUGUUUUUGCCGUUUCCGCAUUAGUGCAUGAAUACACCUUCACCAUGUGCUUUGGAUUCUUCUAUCCAGUGAUGUUCUGUACAUUCGCCGGAAUCGGUGUGGUGUUCAACUUUGCCAUGAACGACAAACGGAAGAGUCCGGUGUGGAACAUCAUUAUGUGGAUGUGUCUGUUCACUGGUCAGGGCAUUCAUGUUUGUCUGUACUGUUUGGAGUGGUACGCACAGAUCCACUGCCCGCGUACUGGGACAAGCUUCUGGGAGCUGGUGACACCAAGAUCAUGGACAUGUAGUUACCAGUGACGACACAUCACUGACCAGCUGAACCAAACACUCAUAAAUGAGGAAAGCUCAUAAAGAGUCUUGCCAAGAGAGCUGCCGACCUUCAGCAAUAUUUCCUGUUAAAUGCCUGUGUGCUUUGCGAGGGAUACCGAUAAACGUACAGAGCUAUUUGUGACAUGAUAUAUACAGUAUAAACGCUGGCCGAAUCGAGAAUGAGAAAUGUCUUGGUGAAUAACGAAUAUGCUACAAACAUGAUGAAGUUCUGAGAUGGAAAUUUUACAUUGUUAUAUACACUUCAGGCUUAAAAUGUAGCAUAUCAGCAUUCCUAGAAAUGUAGCCUAGUAGUUUAAUUGAAUGCUGAUUUUAUAUUUGUGUAUAUAUGUAUUGUAGAUUUCAAUUAAUGUAAUGAUGCACAUUGUUAAAAGUAAAAAAAAAAUAAAAAUUUUGACAUUCAAA
Myxocyprinus asiaticus (Chinese sucker) is the source of this 2176-nucleotide messenger RNA. RefSeq names its product sterol O-acyltransferase 2-like. Gene Ontology annotation, molecular function: fatty-acyl-CoA binding; cholesterol binding; cholesterol O-acyltransferase activity. The transcript is spliced from 16 exons. The record is from RefSeq and is a predicted model, not a curated record. Gene Ontology annotation, biological process: cholesterol efflux; cholesterol metabolic process. Lineage: Eukaryota; Metazoa; Chordata; Actinopteri; Cypriniformes; Catostomidae. The coding region runs from base 140 to 1741 and encodes 533 amino acids. Gene Ontology annotation, cellular component: endoplasmic reticulum membrane.